AUAUCAACUGGUCCCUGAUGAAAGUCACAUGACAGAUUGUAAACACCGUAAACAUCACAUGAGAGAAUACUGACAUGGCAUUAUUUAAGUUCAUCAGAGGUGACGCAUUUGUCAGACACAGGAUGAGGAAACUAACUGUGAUCUGCCUUGUCAUGAUGAUAGCUGUAAAAGCAGCCAAUAGUGAAUGCAACUUCCCCUCAAGCCUCUGGUGCUCGUCCAAGGAAAUUGCCAAGGAUUGUAAUGUGAGUGAACAGUGUAGGACUGCGAUGAAAAUGGACCCGUUUGCCGGUCCUGUCAACAUGACAUUGUACUAUGAGUCACUUUGUCCGGACUGUAAAAACUUCUUUGCCAGGCAGUUAAACCAAACGUGGUAUGCUCUCGGUACACAUGUACUCAAUUUAACUUUGGUGCCAUAUGGGAAUGCAGAUGAAAAACUGAACAAAGAAACUGGUACCUGGAUAUUUAACUGUCAACAUGGAAAAGAAGAAUGUAUUGGAAAUGUUAUUGAGACUUGCGCUAUAAACAUCCUUGACAACAUCAGUGUAUAUUUCCCAUUCAUAAGCUGCAUGGAAAGUAAAAAUAUUUAUCCCGACAAGGCAGCUAAACAGUGUGCUGAUGCAAUGGGUAUUGACGUAAAUCCAAUAAUGACAUGUGCCAAUGGACAAAAGGGGAAUUUAUUGGAACAUGAAAUGGCAUUGAGGACUAAUGCCUUGAAACCUUCGCAUAGAUAUGUUCCAUGGGUCACAAUUAAUGGGGUUCACACAGAGAAGAUGGAAAGAAUGGCUGAAGAAGAUUUGCUCAGUCUUAUCUGUGAAACAUACAAGGGUGAUCCGCCAAAGAUAUGCCUCCAGCAUCUUAGUAUGGAAAGGAAAAGUGUAAUGGACAGUAAAAGAAAUGGCAUCAAUUAGUGACAACCCCAAGGGGCCUUCUAAUGGGAAAUAUUGAUUUGGAAGAAUUACAGCUUUAUGAAUAAAUCAAAACAGAAAACCACUUAUCCGUUAUGCUAAAAAGGUUCAAUUUAUGUAAACUAAUUGAAUAUAGCAUUCUAGCACAUAUUCUAAUUUUGUGCCAUAUUUCACUGUGAAAAGUGUAUAUGUUUGUUACACCAGAAUCAAAUGACCUUUAGAGAAGGUCCAUAAUGCUUUAAUUUUUUUCUUAAAAACAGAUGAAACAGCUUUCCAAAUAGAUGUCAUGCGAACUUACAUGGUUAGAAAAGCACUACUUUUAAUAUUGCAUAUGAAGUGUUAUAGUUAGAGCCAUAAAGGGAGGUAAUAAAAACAAUAGAUUCAAUAAAACGUUAUGGCAUAUUCAGCAAUACCUAUCCCUUUAACAAAUGUUAAAGAAAGUAAUAAUCAGAGAUAGGAUUUAACAAGAAAUUAAUGUAUUUUAUGUUCAUAAUGGAAAUUGCGGCAGCCACAUUUUUAACAGUGGCAUUAUGAUGUCAAAUCUUUUUUUCUAAUUCAGGGGCCUUCACGGCCCAAGUGGUUAAGGUCGCUAAAUUCAAAACACUUGACCCUCUCUGAUAUGGGUUAGAAAAUUAUGCUGUGGGUUAAGAGACUUCAUGCGUGGAAGCCAUCCAGCAGACCUACAGAAGAUUAUUGGUUCUACCCAGGUGCCUGUCUAUGAUAAAGUAAUGCUUGGAUCUACCUCUGCCAUCAAAUUUUGAAAAGUAAAAAAAAAGAGAAAAAAUUGAUAUUGAUAUAACACAUUGAUAAAUUUUUAAUUGUAAAUAGAAAAAAAAAAUUUUAAGAUUUACAAAUGUAAUUUUAAGGAAGUAUAAAUUUGCUUCAGUAUUAUUUGAACUUUGCAGAAAAAUAUGACAGAAUAUUUGUAACCAUUUUGUUAUACAUAGUACAUGUACUUCUUUGAAGUACAGUAUAAAACUUCUAUCCAUUUUGCAGCAAGUACCAAAGACUAUUUUUAAGUAGUAAUUCUUUUGAUUUUCAAUAAGUUAUAAAGGUCAGUAUCAGGGGUACUUCCAUAUUGAUAUCUAUGCAAUAAGAUAUGCCGCAACACAUGCUUUCCAUGGACAAUGUCCAGUAAAAUUCACUUAUAUGACAUCAUGCAAUAUGUAAACAAGUACUGCUAAUUCGGUAUUGUGUUCUGGGACAAUAUAAUUCAUAGGAAUUAGAAUCCGCUUGCAGUGUAUACCUAUGAAGAUACCUCAGAAGAAACACAUUUUAAAAGUUCAUAAAACAUUUGACAUAAAUUCUGGAAGGGUGCCGUGUUAACACAACCUGAGACACAAUACUCAAUAUCUCAAAGAUACUCAUUUAGACAUGUUAUUGUAUUUAAUUGAUUGAAAUGGUUUUAUAAAAAGAUACAUGAUAUUUACAUUUUUACGAUAUUUUCAAAUGAUCUUAUUUUAUUGGUAUUCUGCGAUAUUUUCAGAUGAUCUUAUUUUAUUGGUAUUCUGCGAUGGUGAUUGUGCCUUUACUCCAUCUCAGUCUUGUCAUCACUCCAUCACGAUUGUUCUGUCAGAAUUACCUUAAUGCAGGCUUUAACUGAACACUAUAGCGGGUAAUAUUCAAUGGUAGUAACAUUUUGUUUCAAGGUAUACUUUAUUUUAUCUCCUUAAGUAGGUAGCAACACUGUUUUUGUUAUGUAUGACAGCCUUUAUAUAUAAUAAUCUGUCAUAAACAUAAGUCUGAACUGCUUUUCUUAACAUGUGAUGGAUUUUAACAAAAUUUUACUUGAUAUUUAAUUUUAUUCACAACAUCCAUAAUUUGACAUGGUUCAUUGAAACAAGGUCAACCCAUGGUUCUUUUAAUAUUUACCCUUAUCAUGCUGGACCUGACUGAUCCGCCUUUGUGACCAGUGUAAAUCAUGAUCAGCCUGCACAUCCAUGCAGUCUGAUCAUGACCUGCACUGUUUGCCAUUCAGUCAGUAUCUUUUUGGUAAGCACCCCUUUUAACAGUUAGUGGUACUGUCCAAAUUGAAAGACUGACAAGUUCAUUAUAGAAAUUCAGCAGGGUAUGGGUUAAAUGAAAUUAUUUGAUUCAUAUGGUGGCUGAUUUCUGCCAUUUUGCCUUCAAAGGCGCCAGCUCUCGCAGUAUGUCAGAACAAUGAAAUUUAGCGUGCCAGUAUGACAAGUAUCUUUAUUGUCAUAUCAGUGACAAGUAUCUUUAUUGUCAUAUCAGCAUGCCGAUUUGUCGUGUUUGUGCAUUUGAAGUAGGCCAACAUGCCAGGACACUAAUUUAGUGCACCAAUAUGUUACUAGACUUAUAAGCGCCAAUACUCCAGAGAAACAAGAUAGUGCGUCAACAUGACAAAUUAUGUAUUUGUUGUAGUGGCUUGCUAAUUUGUCAUGUUGGCGCAUUUGAAGAGCGCCAACAUGCCAGAAUGAAAUGGCAGAAAUCAGCCACCAUAAAUUCUGGUUUUUCAAAAAAUGAUUAAUUUUUAUUUUCAAUUAUUAUAGAUAUUACUUGAUUAUAUUUGAUUUGGCCUUUUCCAAUGACAUACUAUUUUAACAUUUGAUAAAAGCUGUAUUAUCAAAAACUUAUUCAUAACAGGAAUUUUUAGAGUUCUAUUUACAAGGUGACCGUAUUUUGAUGUCAGUGGAAUUUUCUAUGUGAAAUUGUUUUACUCAAGUUACAGAAGUGAUAUUGUAUGUUUUACAGACAAAACUGUGAUAUAUUUGCAUAAAUGUUUCAUUUUGGACAUUUAUUCUGCAUUAUUUGAUAUUCUGAUAUAAUUAUGAAAUCAUUAUCUUAGUUUGUUUUGGUCAUACAUGUAUAUAUGAACGUCUGUGCAGACUGAUAAUGGUCUGCACUGUUUGCUAUUCAGACAGCAAAUUUUCACUGAACACCCCUUUGAAUAAUAAAUGGUACCACCCAAAUUGAAUGAUGGACCAGUUCAUUUUAGAAAAUUAGGAGGGUAAAGGUUAAGAAGCCUCCUUACAAUCCCACCUGGUGUGAGAAGAUGUUUGCUUGUAUGAUCUUCAGAAACUAAGGAACACUUGCAAAGACAUACAAGAAUAACUAUUUCAACAUGAAUGGCAGAAUGUAGUUAUGGGUGCAGUAUCUUAAACACAUAGUGGUAUCAUACCAUCACUAAGUUACAAUUAUUUUGGAUUGUUAAAAUUUGUACUUAAAGGUUGUAUAUUUAUUGUUGUAAUCAAGUGCAUAUUAAACAGGAGGGAUCUACUGAUGAAUGUAAAUAAUGUUAAAGUAUAAUAUAUCAAAAUAAAUCGUAAAAAUCA
Molecule: messenger RNA, 4201 nt
Organism: Mercenaria mercenaria
Lineage: Eukaryota; Metazoa; Mollusca; Bivalvia; Venerida; Veneridae
Product: gamma-interferon-inducible lysosomal thiol reductase-like
Exons: 8
Coding region: 75-908 (277 amino acids)
Cellular component (GO): lysosome
Molecular function (GO): oxidoreductase activity, acting on a sulfur group of donors, disulfide as acceptor
Source: RefSeq, a predicted model, not a curated record